CAAGUAAAUUAUUCUGUGCAUCGCAUCACACCGUCUCUCCACCUUGAGCAGUCCGAAAUUCGCCGGAAAAUAUGACGACAUACGGCACAAUUCCGACGUCUUCCUCCGGCGGCGCGAGCUUGCAGUACAUCUCCCGCACGAAGGAGCGGAUAAAGGAGGGGCUAGGUUUGCGGCGGCCAUGGCGAGAGAUGUUCAACAUCCACUCUAUCGGCCUGCCCCCGAACUUCCACGACGCCGUUUCGCGGAUCAAAACGAACCUCGCCUACUUCCGGAUGAACUACGCCAUCAUAGUCCUCGGUAUUCUCUUCCUCAGCCUCCUCUGGCACCCGAUCUCGCUCAUCGUCUUCGUCGUCCUCAUGGCGGCGUGGCUCUUCCUCUACUUCCUCCGCGACGAGCCGCUGAUCAUCGUUGGCCGCUUGAUUAACGACCGCGUGGUGCUGAUUGUUCUCUCCAUCGCUACAAUCGUUCUGCUCCUCUUCACAAACGCCACCGGCAAUAUCCUCAUUUCGCUGCUUAUCGGAGCCGUGGUUGUUUUGGUCCACGGUGCUUUCAGGAAGACCGAUGAUUUGUUCGCCGAUGAGGAAUCCGGCGCUUUCUUAGCCGGCCACGCUCCACCUGCUCCGUCGUCUUAGUGUGCUGUAUGCUGUAUUCCAAACCAUUUGACAGCUUCAUCCAGAAGAUGGAAAGUGACAAGAUGAAGAUGACAACACCAUGAAUGUGUGAUGUCUUCUCAUAAUAUGGUCAUUUGACAUAUUUCAACUUUUUUUUUAUUUGAACAUUUUGCUUCAGCCCACAGUCUGUUUAACGUGGGCUGUUGCAGUUGGUAUAAUUGAACCACUAGAAGCUUUUUCUUCUUUCUA
Ipomoea triloba (trilobed morning glory) is the source of this 860-nucleotide messenger RNA. Its product is annotated as PRA1 family protein F2-like. NCBI's taxonomy places the organism in Eukaryota, Viridiplantae, Streptophyta, Magnoliopsida, Solanales, Convolvulaceae. Gene Ontology annotation, cellular component: endoplasmic reticulum; Golgi apparatus. The transcript is spliced from 2 exons. Gene Ontology annotation, biological process: vesicle-mediated transport. Bases 72 to 632 code for a protein of 186 amino acids. The record is from RefSeq and is a predicted model, not a curated record.